This is a messenger RNA of Didymodactylos carnosus, 555 nucleotides long. Lineage: Eukaryota; Metazoa; Rotifera; Eurotatoria; Philodinida; Philodinidae. The record is from the annotation of a GenBank genome assembly.
AUGGAAAUUCUGCUCGCUGGGCUUUUCUUCCUCGCUCAGAAUGAAUCCAAAUUGCAGUCGGCUAUUGCUGAAGGCGUUUUAAUGUGUAUAUUAAUCGCUAUUACGAUCGGCGUUCAGUUCACGAUGACUUCAAGCUUUGAUCCUCUCACAUACUAUUUGCCUGUUGAUGCAGAAGAGUUCUCACAAAUGGAAAUAUCCAGCUUUAGAAAAACUGCCUGGGAAACAGUAAUUAACGUUUUGAAUUCUUCAAGGGCGACGGAUAGUACUGAUGCUGUUAGCAAUAUCAAUGUCGCCGUCAAUGAAUCAUACGACAAUACCAUGGAGAACGCGUAUCUUCAUCCGGCCAUGCGGGAUCCCAAACCAACCAUCUGGAUUGCACAAGACAAUUUGGGUAUUGCAGUAGACGAAGUACGGCGAACUCGCGCUUCUGGAUUAGAUAUUUUGAUGUCGACCGAAGGAGCACGAUUCAAUGAAAAGAAGAACAUUGAAGUCGAUGGUCUACCUCCCGAUUAUGCGGAAAAGAUAGACCAAAAUGUCGUUCUAGCUCGCUUUUAG